CUUGCUUUCUAUUGAAUUCGGUUUGUGGGUUGUGAGGGUGGUGAUGAAAUGGAGGAAAAUGCAGCAGCUUUGCAUACAGCUAUAAAUUCAGUACAGGCACUUGGUAGGGGCUUUGAUGUGAAUUUUGAUACAAGGUUGUUAUACUGUAAGGGAGUGGGAGGGUCUAGGGUUGUGGAAGUUGAUGAUGACCACCCCAGGCAUCUAUGGUUGCACGAAAAUUUAGUUGUGCCCAAUGUUUCAAAAGACAUAAAAAAUUCUUACGAGACUGGUGGACGUGAUGGUUGUGGUGUUUGCAGUUAUCAUGAGAUGGUGGAUUAUUUCAAUAAAAAGGCUAACCUAUCAGGACAUGUUCCCCUUGGUAGUUUCAAUAGUGCAUUUAGCUUUACCGGUUCCAAACAUAUUGAUGUUGCAGCCACCAAGUCCCUUUGUGUGGAUGGUUUUUUCAUUCCCCUUGCUAAGGUUGAGCUCAUAAAAUCCCCACUAGUGUUGCGAGAAAAUGUCAGACAAGCAGUCCCGCUAUUGUGGGACCCAUCAGCUUUAGUAAGCUUUAUUGAGAACUUUGGGACACAUGUGAUAACAUCUGUAACUAUUGGCGGAAAAGAUGUUAUUUAUGUUAAACAGCAACAGUCAUCACCUUUGUCGACAAUGGAGGUCAAAAAUUAUGUUCAGGAUAUUGGGAACCAAAGGUUCUCCAGCACAGAAACCCUUACGAGUUCAGGUCUAUUGAAAUACAAGGAUAAGGGUGUUGAACCUUCUUUAUUCAACAACCAAGGAAUACAUCCACAACCCACUAGUGCCCCUUAUCUUUCAGGAAAUGGGAAAGAAGAUCUUACAGUAAUUUUUAGACGAAGGGGAGGCGAUGAUCUGGAACAGAGCCACACCCAGUGGGCCAGAACUGUUCAGUCUUCUCCAGAUGUCAUCGAGAUGUCAUUCUGCCCUAUCACACUUCUUCUUGAAGGGGUAGCUGGAAAGGAGCACUUGACACGUGCUAUAGGUCUAUAUCUUGAAUACAAGCCUCAGAUUGAAGAGCUGAGAUAUUUCCUGGAGUUUCAGGUCCCUCGGUUAUGGGCCCCCAUACAUGACAGGCUUCCUGGCAAUCAAAGAAAGGAACCUAUUUGCCCUUUUUUGCAGUUCAGCAUGAUGGGGCAAAAGCUUUACAUCAGCCAAGAGCAAAUAUCGGUUGGGCGCAAACCUGUGACAGGCAUGCGGUUAAGUCUUGAAGGACUCAAACAGAAUCGACUGAGUAUUCAUCUUCAACACUUGGCAUCACUUCCGAAGGUUCUCCAGCCAUACUGGGACACCCAUAUUGCAAUUGGUGCUCCAAAGUGGCAGGGUCCUGAAGAGCAAGACAGUCGAUGGUUUGAGCCAGUGAAAUGGAAGAAUUUUUCUCAUGUGAGCACAGCACCAAUUGAGAGUCCCGAGACCUUCAUUGGCAACCAUUCUGGUGUGUACAUAGUCACUGGAGCUCAGCUUGGGGUGUGGGAUUUUGGGUCAAGAAAUGUCUUGUAUCUCAAGCUUUUAUACUCGAGGCUACCAGGCUGCACAAUACGAAGAUCGUUAUGGGAUAGCACCCCAAAUGACAAACUGAGGAAAUUGGUCAGUACUAGUAACAGUAGUGACUCAAGCUCAGGCUCAGGGGAAAAUAUUGUGGGCAACAAGUUGGGUAAAUUUGUUGAUAUGUCGGAGAUGAGCAAGGGGCCACAAGAUCCUCCAGGUCAUUGGUUGGUAACAGGCGGAAAAUUUGGUGUAGAGAAAGGCAAAAUUGUUCUGAGACUGAAAUACUCCUUGCUAAAUUAUUAACUUGUACGAUUUUAGUAUGCGCAGUAAUACUGGCUUUUAUCAAGUAAAUGUGGUGUUUUUCAAUUACAUGGGUUCUUGUUCAUGAUGCAUGUGAACUGUCUCAGUUUGAUGAACUGUGUUGAACCGGAUGAAGAUGUAUUCCUUGGUGGUAUUUUUUUUUUCUUUGAAGCAGGUUCGUUGGUCGUUUUUGAUCUAUGUAGUUCGUUCCAAUUUUGGUGGC
Molecule: messenger RNA, 2020 nt
Organism: Ilex paraguariensis (yerba mate)
Lineage: Eukaryota; Viridiplantae; Streptophyta; Magnoliopsida; Aquifoliales; Aquifoliaceae
Source: the annotation of a GenBank genome assembly